This is a messenger RNA of Papilio polytes (common Mormon), 1026 nucleotides long. RefSeq names its product PDZ and LIM domain protein 4-like. Gene Ontology annotation, molecular function: actin binding; muscle alpha-actinin binding. The coding region runs from base 1 to 1026 and encodes 341 amino acids. Lineage: Eukaryota; Metazoa; Arthropoda; Insecta; Lepidoptera; Papilionidae. The transcript has 6 exons. The record is from RefSeq and is a predicted model, not a curated record. Gene Ontology annotation, cellular component: stress fiber; adherens junction; filamentous actin. Gene Ontology annotation, biological process: muscle structure development; actin cytoskeleton organization.
AUGACAACGAGAGAGGUGGAACUGACGGGCGGCGCGCCUUGGGGCUUCCGUAUGCACGGCGGCGCGGAUCACAACCAGCCGCUAAGGAUAUCGAGGGUGAACCCAGGUCGUAAGGCAUCGCUGAGUGGUAUCAGAGAAGGCGAUGUGAUAUCCUCUAUCAAUGGCCAGCCUACGAGAGCGAUGAGCAACGCUGACGCCCACUCUAUGCUGCGCUCCGCUGGACCCGUGCUGAGGCUAGGCCUUAAUGAAGACAAGGAGAUGUCGCCACGGAGAAGGUCUAUUGGUAGAGCCAGCGACUUGAGGAGGUCAUCGCACUUACUGUCGGAAAUAAACAACGACGUACCGAUUCCGCAAGCCCCGGUGUAUGCAACCAUACGACCGGCCAAGACAUCGCAGCAUCGACCGCCGUCAUCUCUCACCUCUCUACCAGCCGCGUUAAACGCUACAGAUCAUAUAAGAUCAGAGACGCCUAGAGUGGAACCAAUACAAUUCCAUCCUACGAACCCCUUUUAUACAUUACCUAAUGGUAAAAACGAUGAAAAUUUAAGAACCGAAAACACGACAAUACCGAUAUCAAUAAGUGAUAGUGAUCUUCAUAAAAACGAACAAGAAAUAAAUCGCAUAUCUGUUACCGAGCACGAAGUCAGCGAAACAGAAGAAAUAAAGACUAUUAAGAAAAUUGUAAUGAACGGAUCUACCGACAACGUUAACCAAUUGGAUAGUGAAAAUUUAAGACAUGGAUUAAAUGAGGAUAAGUCACCAGCCACCGAGCAUUAUAUUAAAGUACAGUAUUCACCGAAAAACGAACAAAUAAAUAGCAAAUCGACAUUUAACUCAAACAACUAUGAAGCGUACGGGAAGUACAGAAACGAAUCAACUAUUUUAAAAGAAAAUCAGCCGCAAGAUGUACGUGGCAACAUUUUUUCUCCAGUGGACACAUCGAGCAGCAAAUCAGUCGCCACGAAGCCCCCUCUAAAGUCACCGAGCACCCCCUCCACGCCCCACAGUCUGCCGAAACGUGAGUAA